This is a messenger RNA of Aureobasidium melanogenum CBS 110374, 456 nucleotides long. RefSeq lists its product as uncharacterized. The transcript has 4 exons. Gene Ontology annotation, molecular function: structural constituent of ribosome; small ribosomal subunit rRNA binding. NCBI's taxonomy places the organism in Eukaryota, Fungi, Ascomycota, Dothideomycetes, Dothideales, Saccotheciaceae. Gene Ontology annotation, cellular component: ribosome; nucleolus; cytosolic small ribosomal subunit. Bases 1 to 456 code for a protein of 151 amino acids. Gene Ontology annotation, biological process: translation. The record is from RefSeq and is a predicted model, not a curated record.
AUGGGCCGUCUUCACUCCAAGGGAAAGGGUAUCUCCUCCAGCGCCAUCCCCUACUCGCGCGCUCCUCCCGCAUGGCUCAAGACCACUCCCGAGCAGGUCGUUGACCAGAUCUGCAAGCUCGCCCGUAAGGGUGCCACCCCUUCGCAGAUUGGUGUCGUCCUCCGUGACUCCCACGGUGUUGCCCAGGUCAAGGUUGUCACUGGUAACAAGAUUCUCAGAAUCCUCAAGUCCAACGGCCUUGCCCCUGAGAUCCCCGAGGACCUCUACAUGCUCAUCAAGAAGGCUGUUGCCGUCCGCAAGCACCUCGAGCGCAACCGCAAGGACAAGGACUCCAAGUUCCGCCUGAUUCUCAUCGAGUCCCGUAUCCACCGUCUUGCCCGUUACUACAAGACCGUCGGUGUCCUUCCCCCCACCUGGAAGUACGAGUCCUCGACCGCCUCCACCCUCGUCGCAUAA